CUUGCCUAUCCAACGUGGGCCAGACCUGGGACCUGUCCCUGCCCUUCUAGCAGAACCUUCUAGGGAACUUCCGGUCACCUGUCUUACAGAGGAGCCUGUCCCCACCAGCAUCCAGCCCCAGGAUGGGGGAGUUCAGUGAGAAGGCGACGUGCGGAACUGUCUGCCUCAAGUACCUGCUCUUCACCUUCAACUGCUGCUUCUGGCUGGCCGGCCUGGCUGUCAUGGCGGUGGGUAUCUGGACGCUGGCCCUUAAGAGUGACUACAUCAGCUUGCUGGCCUCGGGCACCUAUCUGGCCACAGCCUACAUCCUGGUGGUGGCUGGCGUCGUCGUCAUGGUGACUGGUGUUCUGGGCUGCUGUGCCACCUUCAAGGAACGGCGGAACCUGCUGCGCCUGUACUUCACCCUGCUCCUUAUCAUCUUCCUGCUGGAGAUCAUUGCUGGCGUGCUGGCCUACAUCUAUUACCAGCAGCUGAACACCGAGCUCAAGGAGAACUUGAAGGACACCAUGACCAAGCGGUACCGCCAGCCAGGCCAUGAGGGUGUGACCAGUGCCGUGGACAGGCUGCAACAGGAGUUUCACUGCUGUGGCAGCAACAACUCCCAGGACUGGCGGGACAGCGAGUGGAUCCGCUCGGGCCAGGCGGGUGGCCGCGUGGUUCCUGACAGCUGCUGCAAGACCGUGGUGCCUGGCUGUGGGCAGCGGGACCAUGCGUCCAACAUCUACAAGGUGGAGGGCGGCUGCAUCACCAAGCUGGAGACCUUCAUCCAGGAGCACCUGAGGGUCAUCGGGGCAGUGGGCGUUGGCAUCGCCUGUGUGCAGGUCUUCGGCAUGGCCUUCACGUGCUGCCUCUACAAGAGCCUGAAGCUGGAGCACUACUGAGCAUGCGCAGUCCCGCCGGCCACAGCUCCGCCCAACUACUGAGCUGACACUACUGAGGGCUGUGGAGCCGGGCUCCCAGGGUGCUGGUCCGUCCCCACUCCGCCCAGAAGCGUUCUCCAGUCUGUGCACCCACCCACGCCAGUGACCUCUGGGGACCCCUACCCUCAGAGGGACCCGCAAGUGCCUUUCUCCGCAGACUAAAGGCCUGAGACGCACCCCUGCCGCAGCAGGGAAGAAGUACUUCUGCCUGCUGGGGAGGUCUCGGGGUGCUCCCUGCGCUCGGCCAGAGGGGCUGGCCCACUCUAGGGUGCUCUCAGACUCCCAGAUACACCUUGUGCGGUGGUGGGGGCAAAUCCGAAGGGGGGCACUGCUGGGUGGGGGCGGCGCCAGGGAACACAGGACAGCUCCCGGUAGGCAGUGCCCAGUGCCCACCACUGGACCACAGACCCCUGCCCACUCCCGGGAAAGCUCAGCCAGUCCGUCCUGUGGGUUCUGUGCCUCUGCCCUCCCCAGCCUGGCUUCUGCUGCCCCCAAGCCCCUGCUGGGACUUCCCCACCACUCUCCUCACUCAAAGGCCACACGUUCACUGUGCACUGCCCUGCCCCCUUCCCAGAAGCAGGGGCUUUGUGGGUUUUAUUCACUGCUGUAUCACAAAUGCCUAGAACCGCUCAUGCCACGUGACAGGCGCUCAAUAAACGUUUGUGGAACGGA
This is a messenger RNA of Mustela erminea (ermine), 1592 nucleotides long. It is a transcript of the gene CD151, whose product is annotated as CD151 molecule (Raph blood group). The record is from RefSeq and is a predicted model, not a curated record. The transcript has 8 exons. Gene Ontology annotation, cellular component: membrane. NCBI's taxonomy places the organism in Eukaryota, Metazoa, Chordata, Mammalia, Carnivora, Mustelidae. The coding region runs from base 123 to 881 and encodes 252 amino acids.